Molecule: messenger RNA, 2142 nt
Organism: Chinchilla lanigera (long-tailed chinchilla)
Lineage: Eukaryota; Metazoa; Chordata; Mammalia; Rodentia; Chinchillidae
Gene: Zbed8
Product: zinc finger, BED-type containing 8
Exons: 2
Coding region: 259-2037 (592 amino acids)
Source: RefSeq, a predicted model, not a curated record
CUCCUCCUGCCUCAGCCUCCCGAGUGCUGGGAUUAUAGGUGCACCCCACCAUACCCAGCAAGAUGAACUUUUUGAAUAUCAGUCAAUUUUUGAUUGGAACCGAACUCACGACCUUGCGCUUGCCAGGCAGGCGCUUUUGCCGCUGAGCUAAAUCCCCAGCCCCAGGUAGCCAUUGAUUUUUAACCUGUGGAUAUAUUGUACUCCCAGAGGAAACUUCUGUCUCAUCUCGGGACUGCUACCUGAGAAGUUUUGUGUGCCAUGUCAAAAAAACGCAAAUGGGAUGAUGACUAUGUUCGUUACUGGUUCACCUGUACAACAGAGGUUGAUGGAACUCAAUGCCCGCAGUGUGUACUGUGUAACUCAGUAUUUUCAAAUGCUGAUCUCAGGCCCUCGAAACUAUCAGACCAUUUUAACAGACAGCAUGGUGGGAUAGCUGGGCAUGAUCUCAAUAGCCACAUGCCUGCACCAUCUGAUCAGAGUAAAACUUUGAAAACACUUGGAGUUGCAUCUCAUGAAGAUGCCUUAUUACAAGCAUCGUAUCAGUUUGCAUAUUUAUGUGCCAAGGAGAAGAAUCCUCACACAAUAGCUGAAAAGUUAGUCAAACCUUGUGCACUGGAAAUAGCACAAAUAGUUUUGGGACCAGAUGCACAAAAGAAGCUUGAGCAGGUACCUUUGUCAGAUGACGUGAUCCAUUCUAGAAUUGAUGAAAUGAGCCAGGAUAUCUUACAGCAAGUGCUAGAAGAUAUCAGAGCCAGUCCUCUUAAGGUGGGUAUUCAGCUUGCAGAGACAACGGACAUGGACAACUGCAGUCAGCUAAUGGCAUUUGUUCGAUACAUAAAAGAUAAAGAGAUUGUAGAGGAAUUCCUAUUUUGUGAACCACUACAAUUAACCAUGAAAGGAAUAGAUGUGUUCAGUCUCUUCAGAGACUUCUUUUCGAAGCACAAGAUAGCACUUGAUGUAUGUGGCUCCCUUUGUACUGAUGGUGCUUCCUCUAUGCUGGGAGAGAAUUCAGAAUUUGUUGCCUAUGUGAAAAAAGAGGCGCCUCAUAUCAUGAUCACACAUUGUCUGCUGAACCCUCAUGCACUUGUCAUACGGACAUUGCCUGUAAAACUGAGGGAUGCAUUGUUUACUGUGGUGAGGGUAAUAAAUUUCAUCAAAGGGAGAGCACCAAAUCAUCGCCUGUUUCAGGCUUUCUUUGAAGAAAUUGGUAUAGAAUAUAAUGUCCUCCUUUUCCAUACAGAAAUGAGGUGGCUUUCCCGAGGCCAAAUACUUACCCAUAUUUUUGAAAUGUACGAAGAAAUAAAUCAGUUUCUUCACCACCAAAGCAGUAAUUUAAUUGAUGGUUUUGAAAAUAAAGAGUUUAAAAUUCACCUAGCAUACCUCGCAGAUUUAUUCAAACACCUCAAUGAACUUAGCGCGUCCAUGCAGAGGAUUGGGAUGAACACCUUAUCAGCUAGAGAGAAGUUAUCUGCUUUUGUCAGGAAGUUUCCAUGUUGGCAAAAGCGAAUUGAAAAAAGAAAUUUUACCAAUUUUCCUUUUCUUGAAGAAGUAAUUGUCUCAGAUAAUGAAGGAAUAUGCAUUGCAGCGGAAAUAACACUGCAUCUGCAGCAGCUGAGCAACUUCUUCCAUGGAUAUUUUUCCGUUGGAGAUCUUGAUGAGGCGAGUAAAUGGGUUCUGGAUCCAUUUCUCUUUAACCUCGACUUUGUCGAUGAUGGUCAUUUAAUGAAAAAUGAUCUUGCUGAAUUACGAGCUAGUGGCCACAUCCUAAUGGAGUUUGAAACAAUGAAGCUUGAGGACUUUUGGUGUGCUCAGUUGACAGUGUUUCCAAACCUGGCAAAGAUAGCCCUAGAAAUCCUUAUGCCAUUUGCAACUACAUACCUUUGUGAGCUGGGAUUCUCAUCACUUUUACAUUUCAAAGCAAAGUCCAGAAGCUGCUUUAAUAUGAGGGAUGACAUCCGUGUGGCCAUUUCCAAAAAAGUUCCUCGUUUCUCAGAGAUCAUUGAGCAAAAGCUGCAGCUACAGCAGAAGUCACUGUGAGCUGAUACACACUUUUAAUGUCUGACUUUUGAGGAUGUUCUUAAUACCAUUGUAAAAUUUAGCUGAAAUCUGUUUUCUGUCCUUUUAUAAUUAUGGUACACUGAA